AUGUCGUCCCUAAGCGAGCAAUUAGCCCAAGUUGCUGCUAAUAACUCGACUGUCGCAUUUGAUAGAAAGAGAAGACAAAAAUUACAUUCGGCCUCAUUAAUUUAUAAUCCAAAGACUGCUGCAACCCAGGAUUAUGAUUUUAUCUUCGACAAUGCUUUAACAGCUUUAAAUGAACUUAUUGAUAUUGAUCCAAGAUUCGGAAUCUUCACAAAAUCUUUAUUUUCUGAGACGUCAAUCAGCAUUGAUAGAAAUGUCCAAAGCAAGGAGGAAAAUAAAAACCUAGACAAUGCCAUUAAUGGUUACUUAUUAUUAGCAUCUUCAAGAUGGAACCUAACACCAACACUUCAUGCAACAGAAUGGUUGGUACGUCGUUUUCAGAUCCAUAUUGUAAACGCCGAAAUGCUCCUAUUAUCUACUUUGAAUUACUACCAAUCACCUGUCUUCCAAAGAAUUUUGAAUAUUGUCAAAUUACCUCCUUUAUUUAAUCCACUGUCUAAUUUUGUAAAGAAUGAUAGUACCCCAACUAAUUUAACCAUGGUUAAAUUAUUUAAUGACAAUGAUUUCCUAAAAUUAUAUGCCAAUUACUUGAAUAAAUGUUUGAAACAACAAACUACUUAUACCAACCAGUUACUUUUUAUUACAUGUUGUUUCAUUAACCUGAUAUCCUUUAAUUCAGUAAACGAAGAGAAAUUGAAUACUUUAGUCCCUCUUCUUUUGGAAAUCUCAGCUAAGUUACUAGCCUCUGCUUCCGUAGACUGUCAAAUAGCUGCUCAUACUAUCCUUGUAGUUUUUGCAACAGCUCUUCCUCUUAAAAAAGUAAUUAUUUUGGCUGCUACAGAAACUAUAUUGGCUAACCUAUCUGAUGAAAAGGCCAAAAAAUCUGCCUUAAGUACAAUUUUUAAAAUGUUCCAAACCCUGAAGGGUCAAGGUAAUAUUGAUCACUUACCAAAUAAACUGUACACACUUUUUGAUUCCAGAUAUAAUAUUGAAUACAUUGCCAAGACUUUGUCCGCUGAAGACAUUACUUCCUGCGAUAAAUUCAUUACAACAUACGCCAGAGCUAUUACUAGAUAUGAUCAAUUUAAGUUGUCAAAUAUUGUUGCUAUUUUAGAGAAAGUUAAACUUGAAAAAUAUGAGGUUAGAAUGAUUAUCAUGGAUCUUAUUAAUCUAUCCGAAAUCAUUGAUGAUAAAUCACAACUUAUCGAACUAUUUGAAUAUUUUGUGAAAAAUAACGAAAAGUUAGUUAUUAGUUGCCUGAAGUCUCUAAAUAUUGCACCUGAAAUAUUUGAAAUCAGACUAACAACGUCUUUAUUUUCCACUCAAAAUGAAACAGCUGAUAUUGUAACAAAAAUUGAAGCCCAAAAAGUUGUUGGAGAAAAGAGCAAAAUUCCAUCUUUCAAAGAGUUUUUGGAUAAAAACGCUCAACACAUUACUACUGGUGACUUUUCUUUGUUAGCUGAAAAUGAUGAAAUCUUUUCUAAACAAUUAUCUCUGUUUGUUGAAGCAGUCGGUAAAAACUAUCAGCCUGGUCUUUUCCUUUCAUCAUUUUUCACUACUCUCGAGGCCAGGAUAACAUUUUUAGCAAGGAUUUCAAUCUCUCCAGCUGCACCAGUUGCUCUAAGAUUAAUUGCUUUAUCCAACAUUUCUAAAUACUUGCAUAGCAUAGAUAAGGAGUCUAAUGUGUUCUCAAUUGUUCCAUGUCUAAUCUGUUCUUUGAAUGACUCUUCAAGAAAUAUAAGGAUCACAGCCAAGAAAGUUCUUACUCAAAUAUCAAAGAGACCAUCUUCAAAGCAUUACUUCAUGGCUAAUGACAUCUAUGGUAAAGAUAUCAAAGUUCCUAUGUUGUCCCCCAAAGAUAGUGAAACUUGGUUAAAUAAAUUUUUAGAUGAGUAUAUUGUUGAAAACAGGGAUUUGUCAAAUGUUUUUAUUCCAAAGAAGAAUGAUAAGAUUUACUUACUAUUUUGGGCUGAUCAAGCACUAUAUUUCCCAUUACCUCAAGCUAAGAUCAUUCUUCUAGAUAACCUGAAGAAAUAUUCGGCAUCCACUACUGCAUAUUCUUCAGUCUUCGAAUCAUUUUUGAAAGAGUACCUAUCUAAUAGACAAUCAUGGGAAAUUAGAUGUAAGACUAAUAAGUGCAAUUUUAAGGAUUUUGAAAGAAGGAUUGUUGAUCUAAUAUCUGAAAAGGAGAAGAAUCAGAAUAUGAUUAGCUUCAUUAUAGAUGCUUUGAAAUCUGAACACGAGCAAUUGUCUGAACUAAUAACUGAAAGAUUAAUUAAAAUAUUUGAUACUCUAAAAACUUCUUUUCAAUUACAAAUUUUACAAAGCAUUAUCGAGACCACAAUUGAACCCGAUCAAAGUUACGAUACUAUCGGAACUAUUCAGGCACUACCUUUAAACGCUGAUUUAAUUAACACUAUCUUAUCUCAAAAUAAAAUUAACAGUGAUACUGAAGUUGCUGGCUUUUCAAAAAGAAGAAGAAGAAGUUCAUCAAAUAAAUCCGCUCUGCAAAAAGAGGAGAUUUCUAUUUUGGCGGAAAAUCAUAUGAAAAAAUUAACUGUAGUAUUGGAGGCUCUAGAUAAACAAAAUGUUCAGGGGUCUGCUGAUCUAUUAUCUACGCUAUUAUCUCUGCUAUCCGAUCUUGAGACACUUGACCAAGAUGGCCAUCUUCCAGUUCUAUAUGCUCAGGAAACGAUUGCAUCGUGUAUUUUGAACACCAUCGCUUCUAUGAAGAGUAACGGUGUGUCAGGUUUACAAAAUGUUAGGGCAGAUAUUGUUGUAUCCGGUAUCAGAAACACAGCAUCCCCUCAAUUACAGAACAAGCUCCUACUUGUAAUCAGCGCAUUGGCAUCAUUAAGUCCUGAAACCAUCCUGCAUUCUGUCAUGCCAAUUUUUACCUUUAUGGGUGCGCAUAGUAUCCGUCAAGAUGACGGUUUUACAACUCAAGUUGUUGAAAAAACUAUUUCUACCGUUGUCCCUGCAUUGCUAGAUAAUAGCACUGAAAAUCUACAAGACGAAAUCGAGUUCUUAUUGAUGAGUUUUACCACAGCUCUUCAACAUGUUCCUAAACAUAGAAGAAUCAAACUGUACUCAACUCUUGUCCAAACUUUAGGUGCAUCCAGAUCGUUAGGUCCUUUCUUUUUCCUAAUUGCUCAACAGUAUUCGACCUACCUUAACGAGUUUAAAUUGGGGGAUGCAAAAACUGUUGUUGAAUUUGCUAAAGCUUUCCUGGGGAAAUUUGAAGUCAAGGAACAACUAACAGGGGUUUCUAGCUUCUUUAACAUUAUCGAAACACUGGUGAGUGCAUCAAUGAAUGAGGACAAGAAGCAGGAACUUGAAACUCAAACAUUGUUUUCGAAUGGUAUUUUAAACUUGCCAAGUAAUGAAUUAUCGUUGUUUGUCAAGAACUCCUUUGAUUUCAUCAACAAGACUAUUCAAGACGAUAAUUCAGAUUAUUACACUGCAAAUGGUAGCUUUAGAGUCAGAGUAUACUCAUCACUAAUUGAUGUCACCAAUGAUGCUAAGGAAAUUAUUGAUAUAAAAUCAGAGUUUAGCAACAUCAUAAGAGAUAUACUACUAUUUAUUAAUGAUAUCAAUACUUUUAACAAGAAUAGCUCUACUUCAAGUGAUUCUGAUUCCGAUACCAAACAAUCGAACGAACACUACGAUGAGUUGAAAGCGACCUUAUUUAGUUUAUUGCAAAAUAUGCUGUCUGUCUUACCUAUCGAAGACUUUAUCGAAACAAUUAAACCACUGUUAAAUAGCAAAAAUAACGAUAUUAGAUAUCAUAUUACAUUGGUUAUUGGAACCAAGUUUGAUUUAGAACCUAUAGAUGUUGCACCAACAGCCGAAAAGGUAAUAAAUUAUUUACUAGAACAAAUAUCCACUGGUUCUGAGACAACUCUUGUUAGUCAAGUUAUGUUGAACACUAUUGCAUUAUUAAUCAAUAAAUUCGGUUCAAAUAUCAGUCAACCAAUCAUUAAUAAAUCACUUGACGAAUGUACCAAAAAUCUUUCACAGGACAAGGUAGAAAUUAUUAUUUCCUCCCUUUCUGUUAUUACAAAUAGUAUUCAAGUUCUUGGAAUUAAGACAAUAGCAUAUUAUCCAAGGAUUGUCAAACCUUCUAUUGAGUUGUUCAAGAAAACUGAGAACAACAAGGAAACGUUCUUAAGAUCUCAACUACAAUUAUCUAUUAUGUUACUAUUCGCCACAAUGGUGAAGAGUAUGCCAAGUUUUGUUUUAUCUAACCUAUUCGAUGUUUUGCAUAUAAUAUUCUUUGCUGAUGAAAUAGAGACAACUGUUAGAUUAUCAGCAAUAGAUCUGAUAAUUUCCAAUAUUGAUUUGAAGGAAGUUUUGAAAGUUUUAUACAAAUCCUGGAUAACUGAGGUAUCAACACUGGAUGAUUCCGUUACAAUUUCUUUAUACAUGAGUGCGUUAGAAGCUACUGUGGAAGCAGCUGACAAAAAGACUGCUACUUUUCAAUCACCAACAUUUUUCAAAUUACUUCUUUCCUUAUUUGAGUAUAGAUCUACUAGUGCGUUUGAUAAUAACACUAUUAGCCGUAUCGAAGCCUCUGUAUACCAAAUUGCGAACUCAUACGUUUUGAAAAUGAAUGAUAAGGUUUUCAGGCCAUUAUUUGCAGUCGUAGUUAGAUGGGCAUUUGACGGCGAGGGUGUAACCAACACUAAAAUGUCUGAAGUAGAAAGAUAUAUUGCAUUCUUUAAAUUUUUCACAAAGUUGCAAGAGAACUUGAAGGGUAUCAUUACCAACUAUUUCACAUAUAUUUUGGAACCAGUUAACAACCUUCUACUAGAAUAUAUUUCCAAAAAAAUGAAAGAUAUCAGUCUUCAACGUUUAUUGUUUAUUUCGCUAACAUCGUCGUUUAAGUAUGAUAAAGAUGAAUACUGGAAGGCUACAUCAAGAUUUGAGUUAAUUAGCGAAUCAUUAAUCAACCAGUUAGGCGUAGUCGACAGAGUCCUAGGUCGUCAUCUGGUGAAGGCUAUUGGUUCAUUAGCAGCCGCAAACAAUGGUGUUGAUGAACACAACCAAAUUAUGAAUAAAUUAUUGAUUAACCACAUGAAAGCUACCUGUACAUCUCAAGAGAAGCUAUGGGCUGCUAAAUCUAUUAAAUUGAUUUACUCUAAGGUUGGUGAAAGUUGGUUAGUACUGUUACCACAAUUAGUCCCAACUAUCGCCGAAUUACUCGAGGACGAUGAUGAAGAAAUUGAGGAUGAAGUGAGAACUGGACUUGUCAAAGUGGUGGAAAACGUUCUAGGUGAACCUUUCGAUAGAUACCUAGACUAA
This is a messenger RNA of Maudiozyma saulgeensis, 5301 nucleotides long. The record is from the annotation of a GenBank genome assembly. NCBI's taxonomy places the organism in Eukaryota, Fungi, Ascomycota, Saccharomycetes, Saccharomycetales, Saccharomycetaceae.